CGUUGCAAUCAACGUGAAGUCGGUAAAUCCUACGUUACACCCUUGUUUGGCAUGCGGUGCUGUGUCGCCGCUCCCCUUGAUCUACCUCCUUAACAUCGACACCAAUGUUAGCGCAUUUCUGUGCAUACUGUUGACCUACCCGAAUCAUACGAUUUUUUUUUUUUUUCCUUUUUAACUUCAACCCCCGUGGCACUUUAUGGGCUCCGUAAAUUUGUGCUACACAGCAUUAGUGUUGUCACUUUUGUCUGACCUUGAUUUGGUGACCAAAUCCCGGCGUGACAGACACCGUGGCUAAAAUAUUUGCAGCUGAGGAGGAGUUUGCAGACCUGGGCCGGCGCUACUGUACCGAGCUAAUCCAGUUCACUUUUAAAUGUUAGCAAAUGCUAUGGUUAAAAGUACUGACAGGGACGUUGAACUUGAGAUGCAAACCACAACCGGACUCGACAGAACAGCACGAUUACUGAGCAUUGGAUAAAGACAGAGUAAAGCAAAUAAAAAAAUAAAAAAAAACUGUUGUGCUUUGCACCUCAGGGCCACCGUAGCCUCGACACAAAGGCAGGCUCCACCUGUCGGCAUGUAGCCUUCAAGACGUCGUCAUUUUUGUAACUUUUUUUUUCCCUUGCAUAUGAACGGUGAUUUGCCACUUCACCGACAGUCAUAUUAGCUAAUGGCUUCCGAAUCGGGGAGACUACUGGCGGGACAAGGAAAACGAAAAGCUUCACAGAUGAAGAGCCCGGAGAAGAAGAAGGCUCGGAAGUCCUCCACUCAGGCGGCGGGGUUCUCCCACCUCACUGAGUUUGCGCCUCCACCCACGCCCAUGGUGGACCAUCUGGUCGCUUCCAACCCGUUUGACGAUGACUUUGGACCUCCGUCCAGACCUAGUGGGGCAGGUGGACCAGGUGGGGCUCCGUUUCUCCCCAGUCCGGGUGCCGGGGGAGGAGGUGGGUAUGGAGGUGGAGGCAGAAUGGGUCCAGGCAUGAACUUCAUGGGAGGCCCGAGUGGACCGGGAGGUGCUCAGCCCGGACGCAGACCGCCCUUUGGCCCUCCGACCAACGCUGGACCACACCACCAGUUAGGCUUUGGGGGAAUGCCGGGCUUUGGAGGUGGAGGAGGGACUGGCGGAGGUGGGGGAGGUGGAGGAGGAGGUGGAUUUCCACCUGGUGGCCCCUCUCAGUUCAAUAUGCAACCAAACUUUAGUCCACCCAUGCAUCCUGGGCCAGGAUUUAACCCCAUGUUGUCUCCAGGGGGGAUGGGGGGUCCCGGAGGAGGCGGGCCACCCCAUCCUCGUUUUGGCAUGCCCCCACAGCAGCAACACGGACAGGCCGGGCACCCGUUCAACAGCCCACCGUUGCCUGGAGGCGGAGGUCCGCGCGGGCCCUUGCCUCCCAUGGGAGGCGGCAUGGGUCCUGGAAUGAACAUGAUGGGCGGCAUGGGUGGCGGUCCUGGGGGCAACAUGGUGGGAGGAGGGUUGCCAGGUAUGCCCCCUCAAGGACAGUUCCCUCCCUCACAGGACGGCCCAUAUCCUGGCCCCAGUCCGCCAGGGCCAGGCAGCGAGGAUGGGAAGAACUUCGGCGGAGGAGGGGGUCCGCCUGGGCCUCCGCAGCAGCAGCAACAGCAGCAACAGCAGCAGCUUAACAUGAAUCCCAACGGCCCCCCGAAUGCCAACACUACACCCGGCCCCCCUUCUAACUCUGGGCCCUCACAACCAGGGGGAGGCUUUCCUGGCCACUCUGACGUCCCACAGCCCAGUGCCAACACACCGGGUCAACCUUCGUCAGCCCCGCCACAGCCCAACCCCAACUCCUCUCCCACCGGUCCCCUGAACGGAUCGGGUCAACCCCAGCACCCGCAGUCCGGUCCGCUGCAGCCCCCCAACAAUACCAACGCCCCAAACUCCAACAACUCCAAUCUGCAGCAGCAACAAUCAACCCCGCCAAACUCCGCGGGGUCCUCCUACAACCAGCAGAACAGCACUCCUGGUUCCGGCGGCCCCCUCUCCAACGCUGCCUCCAACUCAAACCAGAACAACAUAACCAACAACGGAGGCAACACUCCUGGCAGCAACCCCAACAACCCCCCGUCAAACUCCACCUCGACUCCCAACACCCAGUCCCCCCUGCCCCCCGGACCCGCCGCCCCCACGACGGGGCCUAGUUCGGGUCCGGGGAAACUCGGCGGGCCCGGCAUGGUCUUCCCCUGCGGCCUGUGCAUGGCCGAAGUGCACGACGACCAGGACGCCAUCCUGUGCGAGGCGUCCUGCCAGCGCUGGUUCCACCGUGACUGCACAGGCCUUACGGAACCAGCGUACGGGCUGUUGACCACAGAGAGCGCUGCCGUUUGGGCUUGUGACUUCUGCAUCAAGAGCAAGGACAUACAGGCCGUGUUUGUUCGCCAGGGUCUGGGCCAGCUGGUGGCGGCGAACGAAAGCUGAGCAGCACGGGUCGGACGAGCAGACUCCGACCUAACCGAACGAGCCGUGUGCCACGUCAGCUUCGUCUUGGCCCGCCCGUUACCCGCUCACUACACAACAGCGACACACUCAUCGACCUUCAUCCUGGUACCUAGCACUUUGAGUGACUCUAGGCAAAUCAGUUUUUCUUAACCCCCCCCCCCCC
Molecule: messenger RNA, 2615 nt
Organism: Fundulus heteroclitus (mummichog)
Lineage: Eukaryota; Metazoa; Chordata; Actinopteri; Cyprinodontiformes; Fundulidae
Gene: pygo2
Product: pygopus homolog 2 (Drosophila)
Exons: 3
Coding region: 668-2431 (587 amino acids)
Source: RefSeq, a predicted model, not a curated record